This is a messenger RNA of Clonostachys solani, 11496 nucleotides long. The record is from the annotation of a GenBank genome assembly. NCBI's taxonomy places the organism in Eukaryota, Fungi, Ascomycota, Sordariomycetes, Hypocreales, Bionectriaceae.
AUGUGCUGUGCGGAUCGUGUCACCGUGGUUGAAGAACACAGCCAAGAUGACCUUGCCCCCAGGGACUCAUAUUCCAAGGACGCCAUCUGUGUUGGAAAUCACUGGACGCCUGUGCUCAUUAGCAUCACACCCGACAGCUGUGGAGGGAAGUGCUGUAAGCCAGCAGAAUUGUGCAUCGCCGAAACCUGCGUCCCUCUGAAGCUCGGAGCCAACCACGACCAAUGCGGAGCCAGCAAGACGGCCUGUGGGCCCGGACAGUGGUGUAACAACGGAAACUGUCACCCGAUCGAAAUCAUCGCCAACCCCUUGACAUGCGGCAAAGGUGGAAAGUGUAAAGCCGGAGAGCUUUGUAUCAACGGUGCCUGCCUUCCCAUCGACUACGGCGACGACGCAAACAGCUGCGGAUCGGAUAAGAAAAAAUGCCCCCCUGGACAUGUAUGUCUGAAUGACGCGUGUACUCCCAUCACCAUCGGUUCCAGCGUCAGGUCUUGUUCUAAGAACGAGGAAUGUCCCUACAGCAACAAGUGUGAUAAGAACGUGUGUCAGCCCGUUAUCAUUGGCACCGAUCCUUUGUACUGCGGCCCCGAGGGAAAGGCAUGUGAGGCCGGCAGCGUUUGCGUGUCUGGCAGCUGCCUUGACUUGAAUAUCGCGGACGCCAAGGGCAAGACGUGCGACCCUGGGUCUGUGAGCGUCGGUCAAGAAUGCGUCCCCAUCCAUAUCAGCACCGACAAUUCUGCCUGCGGCACGUCCGGCAAGGCUUGUGACGCCGGUAAGGUCUGUGUCUCUGGAGUGUGCAUUGGUGGCUUUGGAGAUGCCUCUGCUGCCGUGCUGAGCUCAUGCGAGGGCUCUUCCGACCACGGUGGUAGUGGAAACAAUGAAGGUGCCCCUAGCCCUCAAAGCGAUGGAUGGCCAGCAUACGGCAAUACCGACUCUUGCACCGACUGUGACAACCGCCGUAUGACAGUCGGAUCCUGGGCCCCAGACACCCCAGCACCCCGUCCAGGUGACGGUACCUGUUACUGGCCAACAGAGGGUUCUUGCCGCAAUGGCGAGGUCUACAUGGAUGGCUUCUGCGUGGAUAUCAUCGGUGACGUGAACAACUGCUCCGGUCCAGGGCAUGCCUGCCCAGCAAACAACAUUUGCUGCAGUGGCAAUUGCUAUGUCGUUGAUGUUUUCCCGCCCCCUGACAGGUGCAGCGACAAAGUCUGCGGACCAGGGCAUGCGUGUGUUAAUGGAUCUUGCGAGCCCAUUGUUGUUUAUCGAGAUUCUUCCAAGUGCAAGAACGUUGACUGUGGCCCUGGAAGGCUCUGCAUUUCUGGAGUUUGUGUGGAUAUCAAGGGCGAUUCCAAUAACUGCCCAGCCCCCGGCCACGCUUGUGACCGCGAUAGUGUCUGCAUUCUCGGCAACUGCGUCCGCGUCAAGACUCAUGGUUCUGGGAACUGUGACGGUAAUUGCAGGAACAAUGAGGUCUGCGUCGAUGGCUGGUGUGUUCCCAUUGGAAGACCGCCUGCCCAGUGCGACCAUGGCUGUGGUGACGGUAGUGUCUGCAUCCACGGCAAGUGUAUCACCAUUGGUAACCCGAUCACCUGCAAGCUCGGAGGCAAAGACCUCGUUUCCUCCGACUACAACGGUCCAUGCCCUCCUGGCUUCAUCUGCAUUGAUGGGACUUGCAUCCCCUUUGCGUCUCCUAGCCUAUGCGAUGCCUACGGACACCAGUGUCCCGCCAACUCUGUCUGCGUUCUGGGCAACUGUAUUCCGCUCAGCAACCCUGCACAAUGCGGCUGGGAUAGCAAGCCCUGCAACCCCAGCGAGGUCUGUGUUGGAGGUUACUGCACGCGUCUUUCAGGUCCAUACUGCAAUACCAAUGGUGACUGCCCAAUCAACCACAUCUGUGACAUCGACACUCGUCUCUGUCACCCUCCCACCGUUGGCUGCGCCUCCAGCAAAGACUGUGCUCCUGGUCAUAUUUGCAACGAGAGAAAUAUCUGUGUUCUCGAAAAGUUCGGCUGCCAGUCCAACACAGACUGCGCUCCUGGCCAUAUUUGCAACGAUAGAAAAAUCUGUGUUCCCGAAAAGGUCGGCUGCCAGUCUAGCACUGACUGCGCUCCCGGUCAUAUUUGCAAUGACAGAAAAAUCUGCGUUCCCGAAAAGGUCGGCUGCCAGUCCAGCACUGACUGCGCUCCCGGUCAUAUUUGUAACGACAGGAAAAUCUGUGUUCCUGAAAAGUUCGGCUGCCAGUCCAGCACUGAUUGUGCUCCUGGUCAUAUUUGUAAUGACAGGAAAAUCUGCGUUCCCGAAAAGGUCGGCUGCCAGUCCAGCACUGACUGCGCUCCUGGUCAUAUUUGUAAUGAUAGGAAAAUCUGUAUUGCUGAAAAGUUCGGCUGCCAGUCCAACACAGACUGCCCUGCUAGGCACGUUUGCAACGACAAAAAGAUCUGCAUCCCCCAGAAGUUCGGAUGCCAAUCCAAUUCAGAUUGCUCUUCUUGGGAGGUUUGCAAUUACCAUAAUAUUUGCGUCCCUCAGACCUUCGGUUGCCAGUUCAGCACAGACUGUCCUUUUGGAGAGCGUUGCAAUGAGUGGAAUGUGUGUGUUGCCCUGUCUGCCGUCUGCCAGUCUAAUGGAGACUGCCAGAAUGGCCAGGUUUGCAAUGGGAACAAGAAUUGCGUCCCCCAGACUGUGGGCUGCACAUCAAGCACACAAUGUCCGUUUGGACAGCGCUGUAAUGACCAUGCCAUCUGCGUUGCUUCGCCUGUCCUCUGCCAGGACGAUACGGACUGCUGGGUUGGGCAAGCUUGUGGUUCCAACAAGGUGUGCGGUCCCAAGAGCUGCCAGUCAAGCACAGAAUGCUCCUUUGGACAGGGCUGCAAUGACCAGAGCAUCUGCAUUGCCCUCCCCAGAAUCUGUCAGAACGGUGAAGACUGUCCAUUUUACGAGGUUUGCAAUAGUGGCAGCAAGACAUGUGUUCCUCGAACUACCGGCUGCAUGGUUAGCACCGACUGCCCUGUCGGCGACGUUUGCAACGACUUCAAGAUUUGUGUUCCUCUGACUGUUGGCUGCCAGACAGACGUCGACUGCUCACUGGGCAAGGCCUGUAAACGCAAUAUUUGCGUCAACGCGCCUCUCCUCUGUCGCGGCAAUUCUGACUGCCCCUGGGGCUAUACUUGUGAUGGGGAAUCGCAGACUUGCAAAGCUAUCGGCCCCACGGGCUGUGAUUCCAAUACUGCCUGCCCGGCCAGCCAUGUGUGCAAUCUCUACACCCACGUUUGCGAGGCACUCAGACCAAACUGGUGCCAGAGUGACGGCGACUGCCCCAGUUACCAAAAGUGUGACAUGGCCACUCAUGUUUGCCAGACCCGCCCUGUGGGCUGUUCUGUUAACACAGAUUGCGCCCCUGGGCAAGUUUGUGAUGCUCGGCACCGAAUCUGCGUCGCCGGUCCUACGAGCUGCGAUCGUCUUGGCCAAUGCCCGACCGGCCAGUACUGCAACUCUCAGAACAUCUGCGUUGUCUCGCCUACCCUCUGCAGCAGAACCCAAGACUGUCCCUCGCGUCAGUUCUGCGAUACCAACACUCGCACUUGCCAGAAUAUUGGUCCCGUUCCAUGCGAUGUAACCGGCGACUGCCCUUCUGGACUCGUCUGCAAUACACGCUUUAACGUCUGCGAGCCAUCGAUUCCCGGCACCUGCAGAAUCGAUAAUGACUGCGCUCCUAGCCAGAAGUGCAUAAUUAAUACUUGCCAGACUGUCGCUCCCACUCGAUGCUCUGUGGAUGGUGACUGUGCUAUGGGCGAACAAUGCGAUAAGAUCCGUCAGUUCUGUGUUGGCAAACCCAUUUCUUGCAGCCUGGACACCGACUGCCCUAAGAAUGAGGUUUGCGGUUCCGGCAGCGUCUGUACCCCUAUUGUCAAAGGGUGCCAGAAGCCAACAGACUGUGAUGUUGGACAGACUUGUAACUCCGACAACAUUUGCGUGGUAUCGCCCUCUGUCUGUCAAGUCAACUCGGACUGCUAUCCUGGUGAGAUCUGCAACCCUGGGACCAGGGCCUGCCAGAACACUGGCCCGAUCCCUUGCGGAAACGACUAUGAUUGUCCGGGCAGGGACGCCUGCAAUGGCCUCUACAAGGUCUGCGAGCCAGCCAUCACUCUACCUUGCAGCGCAGAUACGGAUUGCCGCUCGGGCCAGGUCUGCAACGUCGGCGCACGCGUGUGCGUGACUCAGGCCCCUACACCUUGCACGGUUGGGACAGACUGCGGCGUGGGUUUAGUGUGUUCCUCGGCGAAUAUCUGCGUUGCCGCGCCCGUUGUAUGCUCCACGGAUACUCAGUGUCCCUCUGGCAAGAUCUGUGGUACUAAGGGCAAUUGCGAGGUUCCCCUCCCUCAAUGUCAGAUCAACAAUGAUUGCCCCAUCGGGCAGAUUUGCACCUCCUCUGAUAAGAAGUGCCAGUUCGUUGGGCAUGUGCCUUGCCGUUCGGCUGGCGACUGCCCUCAGAGUGGUACCUGCAACCCCGAUCUUCACAUCUGCGAGCCCCAGGCGGAUAUUACUUGUAUGGCGGACGGAAAUUGCCCAGCCAGCUACUCAUGUAUCAACGGGUACUGCCUGGUUCCUAGCUCGCAGACGUGCUUGAAGAAUGCCGACUGCCCCGAUAGCCAGCGUUGUAACUAUGAGUUCAACAUCUGUGUUGUUGGCUCUGCCAAGUGCACUCAGAACUCUGACUGUCCCUCCGGCGUGACCUGCGGCACAGACGGUUCGUGCAUCUUGGGACCUACCACUCCGGCCCAAUGUCAGGUCAACACAGACUGCUACCCCGGCGAGCUUUGUGACGCCACCAGCGGGAAAUGCCAGUUUAUCGGCGUCUUCGCCUGCCAAAGUGAUGAUACUGAAUGCCCUGCCCGCGCCAGUUGCGACUCGGUCAACCACGUAUGUGUGCCCCAGGAUCCAGUCGCCUGCUUAUCAACUAGCGACUGCCCGGGCGGGUUGUCCUGCGACCUUACUUCUGGUUCCUGCCUGGCCAUUUCUCCAGCUCGAUGCGUCCAGACAAGUGACUGCACCGCUGGGCAAGUCUGCAAUACCACUUUCGGCUUCUGCACUGCCCCCCCUCAGAACUGCCUGAUCAACUCCCAGUGCCCAUCUGGACAGACCUGCAGCUCCAGGGGUCUUUGCACCGUCCUGCCGCCAGACUGCCAAACCAAUGUUGACUGCCCCGCAGGACUGUAUUGCGAUGUCGAAGCCAUCGACUGCUUGUUCCGAGGUCCCCUCCCUUGCAGCAAAGACCAAGACUGCCCGGCUACUCUUGCUUGCAACAGUCUCCUCCACGUGUGCCAGCACAUUGGCACUAAGCAAUGCUAUAUUGAUGACGACUGUUUCGCCGGACAAUCGUGCAAUUUUGCCACUGGCGUUUGUGAUACUGAUGUACCCGAUCCAUGUGCUAGCGAUAGCGACUGUUCUCCUGAUCGUAGCUGCAACCUUCAGUAUCAAAUCUGCGUCGUCAAGACUGCCGUAUGCACCCAAACUUCCGACUGUAUCUCAGGUCAGAUCUGUUCCAGCGGCGCUUGUGUUGUUUCGCCAACCAUCUGCCGCAUUGACGGUGACUGUCCUUCUGGCAGCACCUGCAGCAACAAUGCCUGCAGCUCUACGACUUGUCGAUCGAACAGCGACUGUCCGGCUGGCUAUAGUUGUGGCAUAGAUGGCGUCUGCUCCAUUCCCACGGGAGGCAACUGCAGAGCCAACAGAGAUUGCCCGUCUGGACAGGUAUGUGACCAACGCAGCCUGAACUGUGUCCUUACUGGUCCUACAGCGUGCGAUCCCAACUCGACCUGUCCCAAUGGCGACAUUUGCAACACCUCUUUUAACGUCUGCGAACCUGAGUUCCCCAACGCGUGCUUGGAUGAUUCAUACUGUCCUUCUGGACAAAAGUGCACUCUGUCAACCAGUAUUUGCGAGACGAUUACGCCUGAUACCUGUGCCAGGGAUGUUGACUGCCCUGGAAACCGAGUCUGCAACACCCAGUUCCAGAUCUGUGUUGCCGGUACGGCUGAAUGCGCCCGCAAUGACCAAUGUCCCUCGGGUCAGAUUUGCAACGCCAGCGGCAGCUGUGUCGUUUCCACUCCCCUCUGCCGGGCCAACACCGAUUGCCCCCCUGGACAGAGCUGCUCAGCUGGCAGUUGCAGGUCCACCGGCCCAACCAGCUGCGACACUAUCAAGCAAUGCCCCGGAACCUACGUUUGCAACACAUUUACCCAUGUUUGUGAGCCUUCAACCUUCGGCUCAUGCAGGGUCAGCUCGGACUGCUUGUCUGGACAGUACUGUACUCCUGCAAACCAAUGUGCAACGGUCGCUCCUACUCAGUGCGUGAUAAACAGUAAUUGCGGCACUGGCCAGACGUGCGAUAUCAAGUAUGGUAUCUGCGUUGCUGCUGCCACGACCUGUACCGCCGAUACAGACUGUCCUUCCGGCGCAGGUUGCGGCACAGGCGGCACAUGCGUCAUUUCGCUACGCCUUUGCGCGAUCAACACCGACUGUCCCUCGGGCGAGAUCUGUGGCAGUUCGGGUUGCGACUCAAGUGGUCCGGUCUCUUGCAAUAUCGAUAGUGGCUGCCCCGGCAAUCAGAUUUGCAACAGGCUGUAUCACAUUUGCGAGCCCAGGACAGCCGCUCCUUGCACGGGCGACAGUGAAUGCUCGCGAGACCUACAAUGCACCAACGGUUUCUGCGCCGUGCGUCCACCUGCGAGCUGCACGUCCACGGCUGGUUGCUCCAAUGGAUUCGUCUGCGAUGCCACGUAUUCUAUCUGCGUAGCCUCACCCGCUUCUUGUCAGACGACCGCGAACUGCCCAUCAGGCAUGUCAUGCGGAACCUCAAAUGUGUGUAUCAUCGCCUCAACGAGCGAGUGCCGAGCCAACAAGGAUUGCCCGGUCGGAAGCACCUGCAACCAGGCGACAAAGUCUUGCCAGUCUGCUGGAGCAAUUGGGUGUAUUUCGGUUGCAGACUGCCCGUCCAGUACACAGUGCAACACCUCGUUCAAUGUGUGUGAGCCCGUGAUCCCUUACCGAUGCGCCGAAGACUCGGACUGCCCAGGCGGCCAGUCAUGCAACUCUGGAUCGGGAUUGUGCCAGACUACUGCUUCUGUCAGAUGCACUCAAAAUGACAACUGUGCGAACGGGCAGGUAUGUAACUCGCAGUUUGGCAUCUGUGUCGCCGCUGCGAUCGCCUGCCAAACCAGCACUGACUGUCCCUCUGGCGAGACAUGCGCUGCCAACAAGCUCUGCAGCCCCGUUGCAUGCCGGGUCAACAACGACUGUCCCAGUGGCAAUUUCUGCAACCAGAACACGAGGAGUUGCGUGUCUCCUGGGCCUACCAUCUGCAAUGGCAACGGAGACUGCCCUAGUGACAGCAACUGCAAUACCUCGCUGCAUGUUUGCCAGCCCAAGGACACUGUCACUUGCAUCUCGGCCGCUGAUUGCCCAAAUGCACAGAAUUGCAACAGUUUCUUCGGGGUGUGCCAGACCACUACACCACAGCGGUGUCAGUCCAGCACUGAAUGCUUCUCGGGGCUGACUUGCAAUCCUGAGUACAAGAUCUGUGUCGCCGCGGCUACGACCUGUACCCAGAACUCCGACUGCCCAUCAAACAACGAGUGCAGUCCAAGUGGCGCUUGUGUCGGCUCAGGAUGUCGCACCAACGCCGACUGCCCAACCGGCAACCUGUGCAACGAGCAGACCAAGGCUUGCCAGUCAAGCGGACCUAUCGGUUGCAGGUCUACUGCAGACUGCCCUAAUGCUUUCAGCUGUAGCUCGCAAUACAAUAUCUGCGUAUCGACGGAUGCAGUUUCUUGUAGUAAGGAUACAGACUGCCCAAGCGGCUCAAAUUGCAACACGGGGCAAUUCAUCUGCCAAACCACGGCUCCAGUUGCCUGCGUGUCAACUGCUUCGUGCUCAGCUGGGCAGGUUUGCGAUUCCGCCAACCAGAUCUGCGUGGCCGGACCCGUUGGCUGCACUAUUUCAACCCAAUGUCCAUCAGGCCAGACAUGCGGCUUCAACGGCCAGUGUAUCAGUUCCGGGUGCGUCGUCAACUACGACUGCCCUGCCGGAAAUACUUGCAACCAGACGACCAAGACAUGCCAAAGCAAUGGGCCUAUCGGGUGCACUUCCAGUGCGGACUGUCCUGCUCAGGAUAACUGCAACACCAACCUGCGCGUCUGCGAGCCCAAGCAGCCCGUCGCAUGCAGUUCAAACGCCCAAUGCCCAAGUGGCCAGGCUUGCACUCGGGGUACCUGCACGACUACAACGCCUACCCCGUGUACUCCGGCUUCCAAUUGCCCUGCCGGACAGACCUGCUCCGCAGCAUAUGGCAACAUUUGCGUCGCUGGACCUGUGACCUGCACAGCUGACUCUGACUGCCCAUCUCGUGAGAGGUGCGGAACAGAUGGUGUGUGCAAGGCAGCUCCCAACUGUCGAGUCAACAGCGACUGCACUGCUGGAGAUAUCUGUGAUUCUAGGACCAACACAUGCACCCCUGGUGGAACUUCCAGCUGCCAGAACAACAGCCAGUGUGGCAGUGGCCAGUUCUGUCUACUGUCGAGCAACACUUGCAUUGCUACUGGUCCUACUCUCUGCUCAUCGAACAGCGACUGCUCUGCUCCUGGCACUGCCUGCAACACCCUGUUCGGCAUCUGCUCGAGCGCUGCAACCACUCCGUGCAGCUCUCCAUCCGAUUGCCCCAGCACUCAGGUAUGCAACCCGAUCACUUCCAUGUGCGAGCCCACAGCUCCGCGCGGUUGUGGCAGUGAUAGGGACUGCCCUGUUGCCCAAACCUGCAACACCGACCGAUUCAUGUGCGUUGCGUCGGCGAGCUUCUGUCAGAGGAACGCAGACUGCAGCCCAACGCAGUCCUGCGACCUGCAAGCCAAUGCCUGCACGCAGAACUGUGAUGCAAACACUACCUGUCCAACUGGCCAACAAUGCCAGUCAGGUAGAUGCCAGAAGGUUCCAGGAUAUUGCGAUAACAACAAUCCAUGCACUACCCCGGGCCAGAACUGCGUGUCCAACCUCUGCAUAUCCAACACCUACUGCGAUGAUACUACGCCAUGCCCUGCAGGCUCGACUUGCGCCGCGAACGUCUGCCAGGUGGGAGCCGCCUGUGACGCCAACAGACCAUGCACUAUUCCGGGCCAGACUUGCAGCGCGCUGAAGGUGUGCGUGUAUCCUGACGGCUAUUGCGAUGCCAACAAGCUCUGUCUUCAAGGUCAGAAUUGUGUGUCGAAUGUCUGCAGAGAUCCCAACUACUGUGACGCGAUGAAUACAUGCACGGCACCUCAGACAUGUAUAGCGAACGUCUGUACAGAUCCCAACACCACGCCUAACAGCUGCAGCAACACAGUCCCAUGCUCUGAUCCAAGCCAGUUCUGCAACCUGAUCACAUCUACCUGCACAAACAUUGCAGGCUACUGCACUGCCUACACCGGCGCGGGCAAUACCUGCAACACGGGGUAUUACUGCGAUCUUGCCGACACCCAUGUCUGCAGGCCCAUCCCCAACUACUGUCAAUCUGACGUCGAUUGUGGACAGGGCAACUAUUGUGAUGACAACUUCUGCCGGCGUUCUGAUGGCUACUGCGGCACUUCCGGCCCCUGUCCUCUUGGCCAGGCGUGCCAGAGCGGCGGGUGUGUUCCAAUCUCAGGUUUCUGUCUCCAGGACUCUGAUUGUCUCGUAUCAGGACCGGGCAGGUACUGCAACCAGAACACAAAGCUGUGUGCUCCUGUCCCCAAGUACUGUUCCGCCAACGUUCCGUGCCCGGCCGGCCAGUCAUGUACACAAUAUGGCAUCUGCGAUUCCAACAGCAACACGCCGUUGUACUGCGAUGGUACUGCCGCUUUCCCAUGUGCCGCCGGGUAUACGUGCAACGCUGCCACCUUGCGCUGUAGAGUCCUCGUAGAUUACUGCCCACCGCCAUUUGGAGGAGCUUGUGCCGUAGGGUACACUUGCGAUACGACGACGGGCGAAUGUCAACCGAACAGUGAUUGCACCGCGGCUGGCACAUGCCCUCUUGGACAAACUUGCGGCAUAACCGCCACGAGCAAUGGACGGACCGUUUGCUCCACGAUUCCAGGCUUCUGCUCAUCGUCGGCAGACUGCCUUCCCAACCAGUUCUGCGACCCGGCAAACUACCAGUGCGCCCUCAUCUCAGGCUUCUGUAGCACUAACUCUCAGUGCUCGACCGGGCAGUUCUGCCAACUCAACGUGAACCGCUGCGAGAACAUCCAGGGAUACUGCACCCAGGCCUCGAACUGUGCCGCAGAUCAGACCUGCGACACGACCAAGAACCAGUGCGUCCCCAAUCCGCAGUACUGCACGUCCAACUUUGGCUGUCCCGCGGGCACCAAGUGCGAGGGGAACACUUGCAUCGGCACUGCCAUCACUUGCUCAGUCCGUAGCGAUUGUCCCCUCGGCCAGAUCUGUGGAACGGGUGGCAGAUGUGCCCUGCAGCAGGGCUUCUGCGUGUCCAGCACAGACUGUGGUGCCGGUAACCAGUGCUCCAGCACAAACGCCUGCGAGCCAAUCGAUGGAUACUGCAGCUCGAUCGUGUCCUGUCCCCAGAUCACCGAGGUCUGCGACUACGGACGAAACGUCUGCUACAAUCCCAACGGCGUCUGCUUCACCGAUGCCACCUGCGGUGCAAACGCCUAUUGUGCCCUGGGCGCACCCGGCUCCAGUGGCAUCUGCACGCCAAAAGGAGGAUACUGCUCCCCCACAUACUCUUGUCCGGCAGGUCAGACGUGUGUCAACGGCGUCUGCACGCUCGGCAGCGGUUACUGUGCGGCGACGAGGGACUGCCCGUCCGGCCAGUACUGCGCUGGCAACACGUGUUCCACGGCCCCCAAGUCAUGCGUCGCCAAACAAGACUGUCUUGUCAGCCAGAACUGCAAUGUCGUUUUGUCCCUAUGUACCGACAUCGCUCAGUUCUGCGUUUCGAAUGGCGACUGCACCACGGGGACCCAGGCCUGCAACCUGAGCCUGAACCAAUGCGAGUCGACCAGCGGCACAUGCGUCGUCAACACCGACUGUCCCUCAGGAUAUCGAUGUACCGCAGCUGCAUGCGUCGCCAUCCAAGGAUAUUGCAGCCGAGACUCGGACUGCAGCCCAGGAACCAGGUGCAAUCUCACCGACAACCAGUGCGACGAGAUCAUCGGUUAUUGCGGCCCUGGUGUCACCUGUCCCAACGGCCAGACGUGCGAUUUCGCCUCCAACAGAUGCACCCAAAAUACCAACUACUGCACCGCGUCGUGGCAGUGUCCCACCGGCCAGACCUGCGACACCAGCACCAACACCUGUUCAUCCAACAACCUCGGCGCGCCCUGCACCUCUGGUUCCUGCGGAUCCGGAACCUGUCUGCCGCUGGUCAACGUGUGCGCCCAGGUCACGGGACAGAACUGCUACUUCCCCCAGCCCAACUGCGUGGUCGGUAUCUGUGCUCCCCUGCUCAAUGUGUGCGCGGCCAUCUCAUAG